Fusarium subglutinans is the source of this 2451-nucleotide messenger RNA. RefSeq lists its product as uncharacterized. The transcript has 6 exons. NCBI's taxonomy places the organism in Eukaryota, Fungi, Ascomycota, Sordariomycetes, Hypocreales, Nectriaceae. The record is from RefSeq and is a predicted model, not a curated record. The coding region runs from base 1 to 2451 and encodes 816 amino acids.
AUGGCAUCGUCCUCGGACGCAGUCCUCACGUUAGCAUCGACUGCUAUAUGCGUCGCCCUCAUCGCAGCUAGGUGUCUGUACCGCCUCAUAUUUCGCUGCCACAUCCACACGACAUGUCACCGACGAUGGCGCAUCGACGACUUUUACAUGACCAUCGCGGUGCUCCCGCUUAUUGGACGCGCUGUGUGUAUAAUCCUCUCGUUCACGCUGAAUCCGGACCAUACGUACGAUCCGGCGACGGAGGCGGAGGCGCAGACUUGGGGGGAGAGUGUGCAGAGUAUUGAUGGGGAUAGAGAGCUUUCGCAUAAGCUGCUCAUACCUGCGCGGAUAUUCUACGCCAUGUUUUUGUGGUGUUUGAAGCUGGGGCUGUUGGCCUUUUAUUCACGCUUCAUUUAUGUCUUUCGCUGGGGCAAACCCGUCACAGAUGCGCUUUGGUGGUUCAUCAUCGCCACCUUCAUCGCAGUCUUUAUAACAAUCCUCGCCGAAUGUCGCCCAAUAUCAUUAAUGUGGGCGCUUAAUUAUGAUGACACGAGUAAGCAGCGACGAAAGACUUUUCGCCACAGCAUGUCAGCUAACAUUUGCACCGCAGAAGUCGCAUGCAAUCGCGCCAUCGGCAAUCUGAUACUAAUGGCGGUUUGCAAUAUAAUAAUAUGCAUUGCACUUAUAAUCCUCCCCUUUCCGAUGCUUCGACAUCUCCGGCUCGAUAUCAAGGAGAAACUACAGCUUGGCUUCUUGUUUAGCAUUGGCGCUGUGCUGGUAGCCAUCACGAUACUCCGCCUCCCUCUCAUCCUCAACCAAUCCGUGUCUCAACGAUCCCGAUCAAUGUGGGCGUCAAUUGAGAUUCUCUGCGGAUGCAUCGUCUCCAACACACCCUUCUUCUACGCUCUGGCCAAGGACAUGAAACGACAGCACGACGACCGACCGGAACGAUCACCAUCGAACGCUACAAAUCCGGGGGACUUUGACUUUUACAACCUACAGAGCCUACCGUCAUCAGCGGGCGUGCAGAUGCCUAUGAGAUCGUCGCCUGAUACGUCGAAAUGUACAGUACGUGGGGCUGUUGUCGCGCCAACCUCACGGCCCUCUGUGACAUCAGCCCAGCUUCAAACAUCCAUCACCAAAAAUGCCCAUCAAACAAAUCCAUCAUCAAAUAAUGUCGAAACUACUUCACCAACGCCAACCAUGCUUGAACAGCGUGUAGCUUCUUGGCUCGCCUCCCUCCCCGACGAAUACCCCCCAUCCGAAACCCUCUCCAAAGUCUCGAAGCGAAAGGCAGCGCUGCCUAGUCCGCCUACUUCAGACUCAAUGGAGGGGACAACUCCAAAGCGCCGUCGUCUCAUCGAUCUGGACCGUACGCCGCGCGCCGCAAACCUCCCUCCUCCUUCAUCAACCAGUUCAUCCGCUUCGUGGUCUGAGUCUGGCGAGGGAUCGCGGUCGAGUUCGCCCAAGAAACAAAUGCUCAGGCUGAGACUUGAAGAAAGAGGACUUGAAUGCAGACAAUUGAACGUUGACAUUGCGCCUCCCGUCAUCUCCAGUCUUCUUGAUACAAUUCAGGAAAUUGGAAGCAGGAUUGAGAUAUUGCCUGCGGACAAGAAGAGUGCUAUUCUGGAGAGUCCACUUGUGAGGGGGCAAAAUACGCGCUUGUGGAGGUUUGCGUUCAAAGAGGGUGACGAUACAUUGCCGGGACGAGUUCCUCUCCCUGAAGAAAUAGCUCAAAUCUGCGAUUUUGCGCGCCACUGUCAUGAUACAAACCAUGAAGAGGCGGCUUGGAAUAUGGAAGUGCACCAUCGUCUUCUCCAAGCUAUCCUGAGACAACCCGACGCUUCAACAGCCACGCCUCUCAACUUCACUUCCUGUACCACCGCCCGUCCGCACCGCCGCUUCAUUCCCUACUCCUCGACAGCCAAAAUGGUCGACUUCUGCCUCUACCUCAACCCCACCGACUCCCCCGCCCUCCAAGCCCUCGGCCGUCGAACACCGACCCUGACCGUGAACCACACCGACUUCGCGCCGCUACAAUUGUCCCCUAUAGUUCUAAGCAUCGAGACUAAGCGUCCUGGCAAAGAGCUCGACGCCGCACAGCUCCAGAUGGGAGUAUGGCAUGCCGCGCAGUGGGCUUUCCUCCGCUCCGUCAUUGGCCUUACACCACAGCCCUUGACAGCAGAGGAGGAAGUACUGCGGAGCCAAAAAGCGAACGAUGUUUUGGGGCAAUUGGGAUUUAUACCGGGGAUUAUCGUGCAAGGGCAUCGGUGGCUCUUUGUGUUCUCGACGUUGGAGGGGAACAAGACUGUUCUUUGGACAGAGAGACAGUUUGGCACGACGCAGAGCAUUCUUGAUACGUAUGCUGUUGUCGCGGGAAUACGAGAGUUGGCUAGAUGGGCGAGGGAUGUUUACGUGCCUUGGUUCAGGGCGAAUGUCCUUGCUGGGUUCCAGCCCACUGAGGUGGGAUGA